This is a messenger RNA of Schistosoma mattheei, 627 nucleotides long. NCBI's taxonomy places the organism in Eukaryota, Metazoa, Platyhelminthes, Trematoda, Strigeidida, Schistosomatidae. The record is from the annotation of a GenBank genome assembly.
AUGAAAAGUCGCUACUUUACACCAAACGAGGUUUUAGCACAUAAUUCACCCGAAGACUGUUGGGUCUCGUUUCUUGGACAUGUUUGGGAUCUCACACCAAUAUGCGCACAGAACAAGGGUAGCGUACUUCUCCAACCAAUCUUAAACGAAGCUGGUAGAGACAUAUCGCACUGGUUCGAUGCAAAAACUGGUGAUGUUCGACAUCACAUUGAUCCAGUUACGAACUGUUACGUACCUUACACCCCCUUUGGUCGAUUUGUCCACAUACCACCACCUUAUCCAACGACAGAUUGGGCUACAGAUUUCGGUAUACCUUGGUGGAAAGAUGAGAGACUGAUUGUUGGAUAUUUAACUAAGAAGACAAGGUUUGUACGUAUUUUCAACACACUUGCGCUACUCCAACACGAAAUUGAGGUAUGCGUUGAGGAGACUAUUACAGAUAUUCUUGUUCGUUAUUUAAAAUUUAAUUCACACGCUGCCUCGUAUACAUGGAAGUAUAAUGGUGUUGUACUAGAUAUGGAGAAAAAUCUUGAGGAGAAUAAUAUUAAGGAAGAAAUACAAGAUAUUGAAGAUUUAUUUAUGCCUCAAAUAUAUCUUUAUUACAAUGACGAUUUGACUGAGGCAUAA